UCGCUGGUUCUCCCUCUCCCCGGGCGGUGGAAAGGAUCCCACUUCCGGUGGGGUGUCAUGGCGGCGUCUCGGACUGUGAUGGCUGUGGGGAAACGGCGCUAGUGGGGAGAGCGACCAAGAGGCCCCCUCCCCUCCCCGGGUCCCCCUCCCCCGCCCCCCUCCCCCUAGCCUCCUCGCCAACGCCCCCUUCCCCUCUCCCCCUCCCAGCUCGGCGCAGGCCCCCCAUCCCCACCCCCGUGGGAACGUUCGGAGCCUGCACUCCUCAGACCCUCUCUUCGACUCUUCCCUCACCUCAGCCCCCGCUCCCCACCCUCUUCCUUGCUCAGGGCGCCGGCCGCCCCGUCCCUCCGCCGCCCCCCGGCCGCGGGGAGGACAUGGCCGCGCACAGGCCGGUGGAAUGGGUCCAGGCCGUGGUCAACCGCUUCGACGAUCAGCUUCCAAUAAAAACAGGACAGCAGAACACACAUACCAAAGUCAGUACUGAACACAACAAGGAAUGUCUUAUCAAUAUUUCCAAAUACAAGUUUUCUUUGGUUAUAAGCGGCCUCACUACUAUCUUAAAGAAUGUUAACAAUAUGAGAAUAUUUGGAGAAGCUGCUGAAAAAAAUUUAUAUCUCUCUCAGUUGAUUAUAUUGGAUACACUGGAAAAAUGUCUUGCUGGGCAACCAAAGGACACAAUGAGAUUAGAUGAAACAAUGCUCGUCAAACAGUUGCUGCCAGAAAUCUGCCAUUUCCUUCACACCUGUCGUGAAGGAAACCAACAUGCAGCUGAGCUUCGGAAUUCCGCCUCUGGGGUUUUAUUUUCUCUCAGCUGCAACAACUUCAACGCGGUCUUCAGUCGCAUUUCUACCAGGUUACAGGAAUUGACCGUUUGUUCAGAAGACAAUGUUGAUGUUCAUGAUAUAGAAUUGUUACAGUAUAUCAAUGUGGAUUGUGCAAAAUUAAAACGACUCCUGAAGGAAACAGCAUUUAAAUUUAAAGCCCUAAAGAAGGUUGCACAGUUAGCAGUUAUAAAUAGCCUGGAAAAAGCAUUUUGGAACUGGGUAGAAAAUUACCCAGAUGAAUUUACAAAGCUAUACCAGAUUCCACAGACUGAUAUGGCUGAGUGUGCAGAAAAACUCUUUGACUUGGUGGAUGGUUUUGCAGAAAGCACCAAACGUAAAGCGGCAGUUUGGCCACUACAGAUCAUUCUUCUUAUCUUGUGUCCAGAAGUAAUCCAGGACAUAACCAAGGAUGCGGUUGAUGAAAAUAACAUGAAUAAGAAGUUGUUUCUGGACAGUCUACGAAAAGCACUUGCUGGCCAUGGAGGAAGCAGGCAGCUGACUGAGAGUGCUGCAAUCGCCUGCGUCAAACUGUGUAAAGCAAGCACCUACAUCAAUUGGGAAGAUAACUCCGUCAUCUUCCUGCUAGUUCAGUCCAUGGUGGUUGAUCUUAAGAACCUGCUUUUUAAUCCAAGUAAACCAUUCUCGAGAGGCAGUCAGCCUGCAGAUGUGGAUCUGAUGAUUGACUGCCUCGUUUCUUGCUUUCGUAUAAGCCCUCACAACAACCAACACUUUAAGAUUUGCCUGGCUCAGAAUUCCCCAUCUACAUUUCACUACGUGCUGGUAAAUUCACUCCAUCGAAUCAUCACCAAUUCUGCAUUGGAUUGGUGGCCUAAGAUUGAUGCCGUGUAUUGUCACUCAGUUGAACUUCGAAAUAUGUUUGGUGAAACACUUCAUAAAGCAGUGCAGGGCUGCGGAGCCCACCCAGCAAUACGAAUGGCACCGAGUCUUACGUUUAAAGAAAAAGUAACAAGCCUUAAAUUUAAAGAAAAACCUACAGACCUGGAGACAAGAAGCUAUAAGUAUCUUCUCUUGUCCAUGGUGAAACUAAUUCAUGCAGAUCCAAAGCUCUUGCUUUGUAAUCCAAGAAAGCAGGGGCCUGAAACCCAAGGCAGCACAGCAGAAUUAAUAACGGGACUUGUCCAGCUGGUCCCUCAGUCACACAUGCCAGAGAUCGCUCAGGAAGCAAUGGAGGCCCUGCUUGUUCUUCAUCAGUUGGAUAGCAUUGAUUUGUGGAAUCCCGAUGCUCCUGUGGAAACAUUUUGGGAAAUUAGCUCACAAAUGCUUUUUUAUAUCUGCAAGAAAUUAACAAGCCAUCAAAUGCUUAGUAGCACAGAAAUUCUCAAAUGGUUGCGGGAAAUUUUGAUCUGCAGGAAUAAAUUUCUUCUUAAAAAUAAGCAGGCAGAUAGAAGCUCCUGUCACUUUCUAUUCUUUUACGGGGUAGGAUGUGACAUUCCUUCUAGUGGAACUGCCAGUCAGAUGGCCAUGGAUCACGAAGAGUUACUCCGAACUUGUACUCCUGGAGCCUCUCUCCGGAAGGGGAAAGGGAACACGUCCAUGGAUAGUGCAGCAGGGUGCAGUGGAACCCCACCAAUAUGCCGACAGGCCCAGACCAAACUGGAAGUGGCCUUGUACAUGUUUCUGUGGAGCCCUGACACUGAAGCUGUUCUGGUUGCCAUGUCCUGUUUCCGCCACCUCUGUGAGGAAGCAGAUAUCCGGUGCGGGGUGGACGAGGUGUCAGUGCACAACUUCUUGCCCAACUACAAUACAUUCAUGGAGUUUGCCUCUGUCAGCAAUAUGAUGUCAACGGGGAGAACAGCCCUUCAGAAAAGAGUGAUGGCACUACUAAGGCGCAUUGAGCAUCCCACUGCUGGAAACACUGAGGCUUGGGAAGAUACGCAUGCAAAAUGGGAACAAGCUACAAAACUAAUCCUCAACUAUCCAAAAGCCAAAAUGGAAGAUGGCCAGGCUGCUGAAAGCCUUCACAAGACCAUUGUUAAGAGGCGAAUGUCUCAUGUGAGUGGAGGAGGAUCCAUCGACUUGUCUGACACGGACUCCCUACAGGAGUGGAUCAACAUGACUGGCUUCCUCUGUGCCCUUGGGGGAGUAUGCCUGCAGCAGAGGAGCAAUUCUGGCCUGGCCACCUAUAGCCCUCCCAUGGGCCCCGUCAGCGAACGCAAGGGUUCCAUGAUUUCAGUGAUGUCCUCAGAAGGAAAUGCAGAUACCCCUGUCAGCAAAUUUAUGGACCGACUGCUGUCCUUAAUGGUGUGUAACCAUGAGAAAGUAGGGCUGCAGAUACGGACCAAUGUGAAGGACCUGGUGGGUCUAGAAUUGAGUCCUGCGCUUUAUCCAAUGCUAUUUAACAAACUGAAGAAUACCAUCAGCAAAUUCUUUGACUCACAAGGACAGGUUUUACUGACUGACACCAAUACUCAGUUUGUAGAGCAAACCAUCGCUAUAAUGAAGAACUUACUAGAUAACCAUACUGAAGGCAGCUCUGAACACCUGGGGCAAGCUAGCAUUGAAACAAUGAUGUUAAAUUUGGUCAGAUAUGUUCGUGUGCUUGGGAAUAUGGUCCAUGCAAUUCAGAUAAAAACGAAACUGUGUCAGUUAGUCGAGGUAAUGAUGGCAAGGAGAGACGACCUCUCAUUUUGUCAAGAGAUGAAGUUUAGGAAUAAGAUGGUAGAAUACUUGACAGACUGGGUUAUGGGAACAUCAAACCAAGCAGCAGAUGAUGAUGUCAAAUGUCUUACAAGAGACUUGGACCAGGCAAGCAUGGAAGCAGUGGUUUCACUCCUGGCUGGUCUUCCGCUGCAGCCCGAGGAAGGAGAUGGUGUGGAACUAAUGGAAGCCAAAUCACAGUUAUUUCUUAAGUAUUUCACAUUGUUUAUGAACCUUUUGAACGACUGUAGUGAAGUUGAAGAUGAAAAUGCACAGACAGGUGGCAGGAAACGUGGCAUGUCUCGGAGGCUGGCCUCAUUGAGGCACUGUACAGUCCUUGCGAUGUCCAACUUGCUCAAUGCUAAUGUGGACAGCGGCCUCAUGCACUCUAUAGGUUUAGGUUAUCACAAAGAUCUUCAGACAAGAGCUACAUUUAUGGAAGUUCUGACAAAAAUCCUCCAACAAGGCACAGAAUUUGACACACUUGCAGAAACAGUGUUGGCAGAUCGGUUUGAGAGAUUGGUGGAGCUGGUCACGAUGAUGGGUGAUCAGGGAGAGCUCCCUAUAGCUAUGGCCCUGGCCAACGUGGUUCCUUGUUCUCAGUGGGAUGAACUAGCUCGAGUUCUGGUGACUCUCUUUGAUUCUCGGCAUUUACUCUACCAACUGCUCUGGAACAUGUUUUCUAAGGAAGUAGAAUUGGCAGACUCCAUGCAGACUCUUUUCCGAGGCAACAGCUUAGCUAGUAAAAUAAUGACCUUCUGUUUCAAGGUAUACGGUGCUACCUACCUACAAAAACUCCUGGAUCCUUUAUUACGAAUUGUGAUCACAUCCUCUGAUUGGCAGCACGUGAGCUUUGAAGUGGACCCUACCAGGUUAGAACAGUCAGAGAGCCUUGAGGAAAACCAGCGGAACCUCCUUCAGAUGACUGAAAAGUUCUUCCAGGCCAUCAUCAGUUCCUCCUCAGAAUUUCCCCCUCAGCUUCGAAGUGUGUGCCACUGUUUAUACCAGGCAACUUGCCACUCCCUACUGAAUAAAGCUACAGUAAAAGAAAAAAAGGAAAACAAAAAAUCAGUGGUUAGCCAGCGUUUUCCUCAGAACAGCAUCGGUGCAGUAGGAAGUGCCAUGUUCCUCAGAUUUAUCAAUCCUGCCAUUGUCUCACCGUAUGAAGCAGGGAUUUUAGAUAAAAAGCCACCACCUAGAAUUGAAAGGGGCUUGAAGUUAAUGUCAAAGAUACUUCAGAGUAUUGCCAAUCAUGUUCUCUUCACAAAAGAAGAGCAUAUGCGGCCUUUUAAUGAUUUUGUAAAAAGCAACUUUGAUGCAGCACGAAGGUUUUUCCUUGAUAUAGCAUCUGAUUGUCCCACAAGUGAUGCAGUAAAUCAUAGUCUUUCCUUCAUCAGUGAUGGCAAUGUGCUUGCUUUACAUCGUCUGCUCUGGAACAAUCAGGAGAAAAUUGGCCAGUAUCUUUCCAGCAAUAGGGAUCACAAAGCUGUGGGGAGACGGCCUUUUGAUAAGAUGGCAACACUUCUUGCGUACCUGGGGCCUCCGGAGCACAAACCUGUGGCAGAUACACACUGGUCCAGUCUUAACCUUACUAGUUCAAAGUUUGAGGAAUUCAUGACUAGGCAUCAAGUACAUGAAAAAGAAGAAUUCAAGGCUUUGAAAACAUUAAGUAUUUUCUACCAAGCUGGGACUUCCAAAGCUGGGAAUCCUAUAUUUUAUUAUGUUGCACGGAGGUUCAAAACUGGUCAAAUCAAUGGGGAUUUGCUAAUAUAUCAUGUCUUGCUGACUUUAAAGCCAUAUUAUGCAAAGCCAUAUGAAAUUGUAGUGGACCUUACCCAUACUGGGCCUAGCAAUCGCUUUAAAACGGACUUCCUCUCUAAGUGGUUUGUUGUUUUUCCUGGCUUUGCUUAUGACAACGUCUCCGCAGUUUACAUCUAUAACUGUAACUCCUGGGUCAGGGAGUAUACCAAGUAUCAUGAGCGACUACUGACUGGCCUCAAAGGCAGCAAAAGGCUCAUUUUCAUAGACUGCCCCGGGAAGCUGGCUGAGCACAUAGAACACGAACAACAGAAACUGCCCGCUGCCACCUUGGCUUUAGAAGAGGACCUGAAGGUGUUCCACAAUGCUCUCAGGCUAGCUCACAAAGACACCAAAGUUUCUAUUAAAGUUGGUUCUACUGCUGUUCAGGUAACCUCAGCAGAGCGAACAAAAGUCCUGGGGCAGUCAGUCUUUCUAAAUGAUAUCUAUUAUGCUUCGGAAAUUGAAGAAAUCUGCCUGGUGGAUGAGAACCAGUUCACCUUAACCAUCGCAAACCAGGGCACACCACUCACCUUCAUGCACCAGGAGUGUGAUGCCAUUGUCCAGUCUAUCAUUCACAUCCGGACGCGCUGGGAGCUGUCGCAGCCUGAUUCCAUCCCCCAGCACACCAAGAUUCGGCCCAAAGAUGUCCCUGGGACACUGCUCAAUAUUGCAUUGCUCAAUUUAGGCAGUUCAGACCCGAGUUUACGGUCAGCUGCCUAUAAUCUUCUGUGUGCCUUAACUUGUACCUUUAAUUUAAAAAUCGAGGGCCAGUUACUAGAGACAUCAGGUUUAUGUAUCCCUGCUAACAACACCCUCUUCAUCGUCUCGAUUAGUAAGACGCUGGCUGCCAAUGAGCCACACCUCACCUUAGAAUUUUUGGAAGAGUGUAUUUCUGGAUUUAGCAAGUCUAGUAUUGAAUUGAAACACCUUUGUUUAGAAUACAUGACUCCAUGGCUGUCAAAUCUGGUCCGUUUUUGUAAGCACAACGAUGAUGCCAAACGACAAAGAGUUACUGCUAUUCUGGAUAAGCUAAUAACAAUGACCAUAAAUGAGAAGCAGAUGUACCCAUCCAUCCAAGCAAAAAUAUGGGGGAGCCUUGGGCAGAUUACAGAUCUCCUUGAUGUUGUACUAGACAGUUUCAUCAAAACCAGUGCAACGGGUGGCUUGGGAUCGAUAAAAGCUGAGGUGAUGGCAGAUACUGCUGUAGCUCUGGCUUCUGGAAACGUGAAAUUGGUUUCAAGCAAGGUUAUUGGAAGGAUGUGCAAAAUAAUUGACAAGACAUGCUUAUCUCCGACCCCUACUUUAGAGCAGCAUCUCAUGUGGGACGAUAUUGCUAUUCUCGCGCGCUACAUGCUAAUGCUGUCCUUCAACAACUCUCUGGAUGUAGCAGCUCAUCUCCCCUACCUCUUCCACGUGGUCACGUUCUUAGUGGCCACAGGGCCACUCUCCCUUAGAGCUUCCACACACGGAUUGGUCAUUAAUAUCAUUCACUCUCUGUGUACUUGUUCACAGCUUCAUUUUAGUGAAGAGACCAAGCAGGUUUUGAGACUCAGUUUGACAGAGUUCUCAUUACCCAAAUUUUACUUGCUGUUUGGCAUCAGCAAAGUGAAGUCAGCCGCUGUCAUUGCCUUCCGCUCCAGUUACCGGGACAGGUCAUUCUCUCCUGGCUCCUAUGAGAGGGAGACUUUCGCUUUGACAUCCUUGGAAACAGUCACAGAGGCUUUGCUAGAGAUCAUGGAGGCAUGUAUGAGAGAUAUUCCCACAUGCAAGUGGCUGGACCAGUGGACAGAACUAGCUCAAAGAUUUGCAUUUCAAUAUAAUCCAUCCCUUCAACCAAGAGCUCUUGUUGUCUUCGGCUGCAUUAGCAAACGAGUGUCUCAUGGGCAGAUAAAGCAGAUUAUCCGUAUUCUCAGCAAGGCACUUGAGAGUUGCUUAAAAGGACCUGAUACUUACAACAGUCAAGUUCUGAUAGAGGCCACAGUAAUAGCACUAACCAAAUUACAGCCGCUCCUUAAUAAGGACUCCCCUUUGCACAAAGCCCUCUUUUGGGUAGCUGUGGCUGUGCUGCAGCUUGACGAGGUCAACUUGUAUUCAGCAGGCACCGCACUCCUGGAACAAAACCUGCACACCUUAGACAGUCUCCGGAUAUUCAAUGACAAGAGCCCGGAGGAGGUGUUUAUGGCGAUCCGGAACCCUCUGGAAUGGCACUGCAAGCAAAUGGAUCAUUUUGUUGGACUCAAUUUCAACUCGAACUUUAACUUUGCCCUGGUUGGGCACCUCUUAAAAGGGUACAGACAUCCUUCACCUGCCAUUGUUGCCAGAACAGUCAGAAUUUUGCAUACGCUACUAACUCUGGUUAACAAACAUAGAAAUUGUGACAAAUUUGAGGUGAAUACACAGAGCGUGGCUUAUUUAGCAGCUUUACUCACAGUGUCUGAGGAGGUUCGAAGUCGUUGUAGCCUAAAACAUAGAAAGUCUCUUCUUCUUACUGAUAUUUCAAUGGAAAAUGUUCCUAUGGAUACAUAUCCCAUUCAUCAUGGUGACCCUGGCUAUAGGACACUGAAGGAGAAUCAGCCAUGGUCCUCUCCCAAAGGUUCUGAAGGUUACCUUGCAGCCACGUACCCAACUGUGGGCCAGACCAGUCCCCGGGCCAGGAAAUCCAUGAGCUUGGACAUGGGGCAGCCUUCUCAGGCCAACACGAAGAAGUUGCUUGGAACAAGGAAAAGUUUUGAUCACUUGAUAUCAGACACAAAGGCUCCUAAAAGGCAAGAAAUGGAAUCAGGGAUCACAACACCCCCCAAAAUGAGGAGAGUAGCAGAAACUGAUUAUGAAAUGGAAACUCAAAGGAUUUCCUCAGCACAGCAGCAUCCCCAUUUACGGAAAGUCUCCGUGUCAGAAUCGAAUGUUCUCUUGGAUGAAGAAGUACUUACUGAUCCAAAGAUCCAAGCACUUCUUCUUACUGUUCUGGCUACACUGGUAAAAUACACCACGGAUGAGUUUGAUCAACGAAUUCUUUAUGAAUAUUUAGCAGAAGCCAGUGUUGUUUUCCCCAGAGUUUUUCCUGUUGUGCACAAUUUGUUGGACUCUAAGAUCAACACCUUAUUGUCGUUGUGCCAAGAUCCAAAUUUAUUAAAUCCAAUUCAUGGAAUUGUGCAGAGUGUGGUAUACCAUGAAGAGUCCCCACCACAGUACCAGACGUCUUACCUGCAGAGUUUUGGGUUUAAUGGCUUGUGGCGGUUUGCAGGACCCUUUUCAAAGCAAACACAAAUCCCAGACUAUGCUGAGCUUAUUGUUAAGUUUCUUGAUGCCUUGAUUGACACGUAUUUGCCUGGAAUUGAUGAAGAAGCCAGUGAGGAGUCCCUCCUGACACCCACAUCUCCUUAUCCUCCUGCAGUGCAGAGCCAGCUUAGUAUUACUGCUAACCUUAACCUUUCUAAUUCCAUGACCUCACUUGCAACUUCCCAGCAUUCCCCAGGAAUUGACAAGGAGAACGUGGAGCUCUCCCCAACCACCGGGCACUGUAAUAGUGGACGGACUCGCCAUGGAUCCGCAAGCCAGGUGCAGAAGCAAAGAAGCACUGGCAGUUUCAAACGUAAUAGCAUUAAGAAGAUCGUGUGAAGCCUUCUUUCUUUCCUUGUUCAAGGAGACUUAACUUCCACGGGCUCUUCACCAGUGACCCGUCACCACCGUGCUGUGAUGCUGCACCUCACGUUUGUAAAGAGCCCGUCUGUCCGUCUGCCAUGUUGCCGGGUGACCCAUUCUUGGAAGCAUUGCCUAAAUUUAAUGCUGCUUUUUCUUUAACUUCUUUCCUCCUACUUUUGGUGUGUCUGUUUAAGCAAGUGUUCGAACGACUUCAAAGAAAGUGGGAGGUCAGGACACUUGAACUGAAAACAUCCCAGUGUGAGAGGGGAUGGGUUCUUACUGCUCCUGCUGGCCAGCUAUGACAGCCAUUUGCACAGAGCUCUGCCUUCCAUUUCCCCUCCAUCCUGCAAAGCAAAGUGUUAGCCUUAUUUACAUACUUUUCAAGGUAGAAGUUUAUGUGAGGAACAUUAUGAUAACCCCAAUAUAUUUAAUCUGACUUUUAGCUGUGGACUUUUUUUUACCCUCCAAAACUGAAGGAACCAUAGAGGUCAAGCCUUAGUGACUUCACACCGUAAAGCCACCGGCGAGGUACUCUGAGGGGUGGAGGGAUCACUGUUUUGUAGCGGGUUCUUAAGAAAUACUAACACUUCAGGAUUGUCAGUAAUCACGAAAUAAGUGUGACCACAUAUGUCUUAACAUUACUGAAUUUUAAAGCAAAAGGUUCUGAGGCCUGAUCCAAACUCAGUCAUUCGAAUUAGUUUAUUUUCUUUCCAGCUGAUUAUCUUUUAAUCUUUAAAUAUGCUAAAAGUUGUUGUUCUUUGCUUUUGUAAGCCAAAACUAUACUAAGUAUAGUAAUUAUAUAUUUCCUCCUCCUCCUCUUUACUAAGUACUUCUGAGCAGGGUAGCCAGUGAACAAAGUGUUGAAAAGUGUUCCUACGAGGUAACUUUCACAAACGUUCGCAUUAGCUGCAUAGCAAAGCAGAAUGGUACGUGACUUUUCGAUUAGCUAUUGCUUUUAUUUUGUUUAAUAAUUUCCCCAGAAGCGGAGUAUGAUGUAUAUUAACAAAAAUGCCUUUGAUAAAAUAUAGUUUAAAUGUCUUGUAUUCCUCCCCCUUCCCUCCAAAAGAAUCAGGAAUCUCUUGAGCAAAACAUUUGGCUUGUGUGUGGCAGAAUCGCUUUUGAUCACUGUGAACAGGCCAGUCGGCCUGGUGUGACAGCAGAGAACCAUCAGAGGUGCUGCACUGCGUGGGGCGGAUCGUACUGGCCCCGGGUUUCCAUGGUGACGCAGAUCCAGUUUCUCUGGGAUGUUAUCAUUUAGGACUAAAACAUAUUUAUUACAAGAAGAUAUUACCCCCUAGUUCCAGGUUCCCUUCAUAUUUUAAGAUGUAAUGGCUUCAGGAGGGGAGAGAAACCCAGGGGAGGGGGCAGUUUCCAGUAGUGCUGUUUCAUCAGUGGAUUUCAGUAAAUUAAAUUCCACAGCUAAAUCAAUGAAUAAUGGUACAUGUAAGUGUUCUGAUUUUAAUAAUAUAACACAUUUCACAUUUAUCCACACAGUAACAAUGUAAUAUGUUCAUGUAAAUAAAAUUGCUUUUGAUAUUCAGAAAUAACAAGAAUUUAAUCUUUUUAAUUUGUUUACAGUCCUGGGAAAAGAACCGUUGCCAAAAUAAAAGGAAAAAAACCCUUAGUACUAGUAGGUAUUUUGGCAUAGAAUUAUUGGAAAAUAUUGAAGACAGGUGCAAUCAACUAAACUUUUGUUUUUAACUAUUGUAGAGGCUGCAUUAGAAUAGAAUGUUUAUAAUAACAGAGCAACUAAGACCAUAAAGAAGCUAAGACUAGAACUGAGUUUAGAAGUAGGUCCUUAACAGCCCAAAACCAAGGACGCCGAGUUGCUGCUGUCCAGGCCCGGGUCCUCGCACACCCAGUGCGUCCGGGGUGGGUCUCACCGCCUGGGCUCCUGGAACAGAAGCAAAUGUGAGCCUUCCGUCAUUCGGCUCCCCGGUUUUCCUCGUUUGGGGGCGAUUUGGUGCAUAUGACAGCAGGUAUCGUUACGCUGUGUUGCUUCUCCCAUCAAAACAGAUAAACUCCAAAGGUUUACUGUUAAAAAUACUCUUCCGUAAACAAGUUUUCCGAGGUAUGAUAUUUCUUAAAUGUGUUCAUUAUUUCCCUCUAGUGUGUGAAUGGAAGGAAUUCACUUGAAGCACCUCAUGAAAUGGUCAGCGUUGCACAAAUCAAAACAGAUUUCUCUGAACCGCAGAAGUGCUUUUGACCCGUGCAUCCUGGAACUGGAAAACUUACCAAGUUUAAGCUUUUCCUUGUGUAGCAAGAGCUUCUGACUUUUGAGGGGAAUCUAGUUUUCCAAAUAACUAAAAUGAACAACAUAUCUCGCACCAGGAUGCCUCCCCUGAGAAAGGAGAUGCCUUUUUAGGCCUCGUACCUGUAAUCUGCACGAGAAAUUCUGACGUUCAGAGCACGUUGCCCAUUUUGCAAAGUCAGAUGUUUUAUAAAAAACAUCAUAGGUCAUGUGUUUUGGGUUCAUGGAUGUUUCCCCAGAAUUUUUAUUAUUUUUCUUAUUGUCGUUGUUUGUUUUUGACCCCCUGACUUUUUAAAGAGGAAAACAUUAACUCCUCAUAUAUGUCUUGUGCAUAAUGUACCUAUUUUGUCCCUGCUCCAGCCCCAGGGGCGUGCCCUCGUUGGCCAGCGUGGAGAACGCGGUGCAGUAGCCUCGGGGAGAGUGGCGAGCGCUCUUUCCUCGGCCGCCUGGCACCCAAGCGCCGUCCGUCCUCAGGCGCCAGCUCGGCGGGCCCCAUGCGCGGUCCACGUCCGCCCACGGAAGGGGCGCGCUGGGGUGCACAGCGGGAGCCAGCGGCCCUUCCUGCUUGGUGGGCUUUAGGGCUUUUCCAAGUCGUUUUGGGGGCUUUGGGUUUUGUUUUUACACUGUCCCCUCAUCCCUGGCAUAAUGAGGCAUGUCGUACUCGGUGUCAUGCAACGGACUCACACGGAAAUUCACUCCAGUGUCAGCCAGACAGUUUUCUAAUGCAGUGUAUUCACCUGUACAUAGUUUGUGUAAAAUUUGACAGAAAAGUAUAUUUACUACACUGUAAAUACAUGUGAUGAUAUAUUGUAUUAUUUUGCUUUUUUGUAAAGCAGUUAGUUGCUGUACAUGGAUAACAAACAAAAAUUUGAUUAUUCUCGUGUUAGUAUUGUUAACUUUUUUUCCCACGACUGCAUUACAUCAUUUAAAGAAAAUGCUGUGUAUUGUAAACUUACAUUGUAUAUGAAUACUUCCUCUCCUUUCUCUCAGACCUGAACUCGGGCAGUUCGUCCCCUCGUCCACACCCUUGUGAAUACGUAAGCAGCUGUACGCCAGCAGAGAAGUACUGCCCAGCAGACAAAACCUGUCCCUGUAGGGAAAUUGUAGAAACCUGCUUCACAUCAUUGUCGCCCUGCCCCUCUGCCUUCCCUGUGUAUGUACUCCCCCCUGCCCCCCUUUUUUAAGUAAAGUGUAAAUUCAAUCUGCU
This is a messenger RNA of Phyllostomus discolor (pale spear-nosed bat), 12382 nucleotides long. It is a transcript of the gene NF1, whose product is annotated as neurofibromin 1. Gene Ontology annotation, biological process: regulation of GTPase activity. The record is from RefSeq and is a predicted model, not a curated record. NCBI's taxonomy places the organism in Eukaryota, Metazoa, Chordata, Mammalia, Chiroptera, Phyllostomidae. Bases 375 to 8900 code for a protein of 2841 amino acids. The transcript has 58 exons.